CCCGCCGCACCGGAGCGGAUUUCCUCGGUCCACCUUAACGCGAAGCUCGUUCCGCCGCCGGGGCGGGCGGGGAGGGCUCGGCGACGCGGGGCCGCCGGUUCAUUCCCCGGCGCCCCCCAGGCCGGGCAGGGGGCGCUGCGAGCCCUAGGGGCGCGCCGCCGGGCACGACCCCGCCGAGGGCGGGGGGGAACACACGGGGGGACGCGCCCGCUCCGCCGCCGGCGGCCCCGGGGAGCGGCGCGGGUGCACCUUGCACCCCGGAGGAGAGGCGACUGAUUGCCGGGCGACCGCUGGCCUCGGCGGGACCGGCGAGGGGGCCCGAUCCCGCCCCGCUGCGACUUCCCCGCCGGAGCUUUCUCCCCUCGCUGGCUGCACUUAGCCAGCGCUGUCAUGCCCUACCCGGAGCUCUGCUAUUAAAUAAUUUAGCGGCGGCAGCAGCAGCGCUUCCCUGCCCGCUUCUCACCUCCUCCCGGCCCCCGCCAUCAAUUAUUCAGGGCCAGCCCAGUAACUGCCUGGAGCCGGGCGCGGAGAGGAGGGCGGUGGCGGCGGGGCUCUACCUGGGGCCGGGCCGCUCGCCCGCUCUCGGAGCCCCGGAGGAAGCGCGACAGGUCCUCGGGACGGCAGCCCCCGCCGCACCGCGAAAAGUUACUGCCGCCUCGCCCCGGCGAGCAGAGGCCGCGGGAGGGUCCCUGCCGCCGCUCGGCUCUCCGGGGUGGGGGAGAGUCCGGGUGGCAGGAGGCGGCGAGGCCGCACCGGCUGCAUCGGAUCGACCCGGGCGCCUGGACUGGAUGCCGGUGGCUGCUUUGCUCCUCCCCGGUCGGUCCGGUCUCCCUAACUCCGGCUUCUCCUCUAUCCCCCACCCUCCCCUUCUUCUCCCGGCUCCUCCUCUUCUCCUUCCCCCUCGACCCUCCCCCAGCCCGACUGCCCCUGUCCUUGCGCCCUUCUGCCCUGGGUCCCUCCUGUCACCACCGCGUCGUCCUACCGCGCUUCCCCUUCCCCACCUAGCCCGCCCUUCUCCCAUUCUCUCUUCCUCCCUCUCUCUCACAGUGCGGCACCGCGCUCGCUUCUCGUGUGCGAGAUGUAUUAUUUAUUUAUUGGUGUUUAAUUUCCUGCCAGGUGGGGCUCUGCCUCCCACCUCUGCGCGCAGCGGGGCCGGCCGGGCCGGGAGGAGGUGGGCUGCUGCGCGCCCGUCUGCGCCCGAUCCCGAGAUAGCACCGAGACUUGAUUUUUGCGGGGGGGCGGGCAGGGGGAGGGGUGUCGGGAGGCGAGGAGGGGUGGCGAUGUUUGGGAUGCACAGCCCUGGGACGGGAACGCCGCGCAGACAGACAGGCAGACACACACACACACACACGGGCGCGCACACACACACCAAACCCGAAACCAAGGACAACCCCAAAAAGGACUCACUCUGCCUCGAUGACUCAACGCAACUAAUAACCGUUUCUCCGCUCUCUGUGGCGAGUCCCUCCUGCCGCUGCUGUCGCUGGCAGAGGAGGGAGCGAUUGAAAGUGACACACCGGGGGCCGCCGCCGCCGCUUCCCCGCGCCGCCAGGCACCCGCCGCCGCCGCGGAGCCCGGGAGAGCGGCGCUCCCUCCUCUUCUUCUCCCUACCCUCCCGUCUCCCCCCCGGUUUUGAUUUUCUCCGCUGAAGGUGGGAGAAGUCGGCUCCCUCUCCCCUCUCCUCCGCGCCGCAGCCGGCGGCCCCGCGGCUCCCCGCCCCCUCGCCCCGACCUCCCCGCUCCGCUCGCCACCCGGGACCCUCCGGGACGGGGCUCUUGGCCCCUGCCGCCGCGGGCAGCCGGCCCGGCCCCGCCGCCUCGGCACCCCCGGAGGAGGGCAAGGAGGGGGCCUGGGGGUGGGGGGAAGGAGUAAAAGGGAAGAAAGCGGCGUGAGAGGAGGAAACAAGAAAACUUUCCACCCUGGAUUCUCUACUUCUGAUCCAUGGACAGAGCCCAACUCAGCCAACUUACAGACAGGCUAUAAGCAGUCCGUGCUCCUUCUACUGCGACCUGCCAGCGGGAGCCGCGUCUCCGAGCAUGGAGCGGAGGAGUGAGAGCCCCUGCCUGCGGGACAGCCCCGACAGAGGCAGCGGCAGCCCCGAUGUCAAAGGGCCCCCACCGGGGAAGGUGGCCAGGCUGGAGCAGAACGGCAGCCCCAUGGGCACCCGCGGGAGGCCCAACGGCGCCGUCACCAAGCCCGUGGGAGGUUUGAUGAUUCCAGUCUUUUGUGUGGUGGAGCAGUCAGAUGCCUCUCUUGAAUAUGAUAAUCGAGAAGAGCAUGCCGAGUUCGUUCUGGUUCGCAAAGAUGUGCUCUUUAGCCAGCUGGUGGAGACAGCGCUCCUGGCUCUGGGGUAUUCCCACAGUUCUGCAGCUCAGGCACAAGGAAUAAUCAAGCUUGGGAGGUGGAAUCCCCUCCCUCUCAGUUAUGUGACUGAUGCACCAGAUGCGACAGUAGCCGACAUGCUACAAGAUGUCUAUCAUGUUGUGACAUUGAAAAUCCAAUUACAAAGUUGUUCAAAGUUGGAAGACUUGCCAGCAGAGCAGUGGAACCACGCCACAGUUCGCAAUGCCUUAAAGGAACUGCUCAAAGAGAUGAAUCAGAGCACAUUAGCCAAAGAAUGCCCUCUCUCACAGAGUAUGAUUUCAUCCAUUGUAAAUAGCACAUACUAUGCCAAUGUGUCAGCAACCAAGUGCCAGGAGUUUGGGAGAUGGUACAAAAAAUACAAGAAGAUUAAAGUGGAAAGAGUGGAAAGAGAAAACCUUUCAGACUAUUGUGUUCUUGGUCAACGUCCCAUGCACUUACCAAAUAUCAACCAGCUGGCAACCUUGGGAAAAACUAACGAACAGUCUCCUCAUGGCCAAAUUCACCACAGUACUCCAAUCCGAAACCAAGUGCCAACGAUGCAGACAAUGAUAAACCCUGGGCUCCUGUCUCCUCAGCUCAGUCCACAACUGGUGAGGCAGCAGAUAGCAAUGGCCCAUCUGAUAAACCAACAGAUUGCUGUCAGCCGGCUAUUGGCUCACCAGCACCCACAAGCUAUCAACCAGCAGUUCUUGAAUCAUCCACCCAUCCCUAGAGCUGUCAAACCAGAGCCAUCAAAUUCAUCGGUGGAAGUCUCUCCAGAUAUUUACCAGCAAGUCAGAGAUGAGCUGAAGAGAGCCAGUGUGUCUCAAGCUGUCUUUGCAAGAGUAGCAUUCAACCGCACACAGGGCUUGUUGUCAGAGAUCCUGCGUAAAGAAGAAGACCCUAGGACAGCUUCCCAGUCUCUCCUGGUAAACUUAAGGGCAAUGCAGAAUUUCCUCAACUUGCCUGACUCUGAGCGGGAUCGUAUCUAUCAGGACGAGAGAGAGAGAAGUAUGAACCCCAACGUGAGCAUGGUGUCUUCAGCUGCCAGCAGCCCAAGCUCCUCCAGAACCCCCCAGGCCAAAACCUCGACACCAACAACAGACCUCCCCAUUAAGGCGGACGGCGCCAACGUCAACAUCACAGCUGCCAUUUAUGACGAGAUCCAACAGGAGAUGAAAAGGGCCAAGGUAUCUCAAGCUCUGUUUGCCAAAGUGGCUGCCAAUAAAAGUCAGGGCUGGCUGUGUGAGCUGCUUCGCUGGAAAGAGAACCCAAGUCCGGAAAACCGCACCCUUUGGGAGAACCUCUGCACCAUUCGCCGCUUCCUGAACCUUCCCCAGCAUGAGAGAGAUGUGAUCUACGAGGAAGAGUCCAGACAUCACCACAGUGAGCGUAUGCAGCAUGUUGUCCAGCUCACCCCUGAGCCCGUGCAGGUGCUGCACAGACAGCAGUCCCAGCCUGCGAAGGAGAAUUCCCCACCUAGAGAAGAGGCUCCUCCUCCACCCGCUGAGGACAGUUGUGCCAAAAAGCCAAGAUCCCGUACCAAGAUCUCCUUGGAAGCUCUAGGUAUCCUUCAAAGCUUUAUCCACGAUGUGGGUCUCUACCCUGAUCAGGAAGCCAUCCACACCCUCUCUGCUCAGCUGGAUCUCCCCAAACACACCAUCAUCAAAUUCUUCCAGAACCAACGUUACCACGUAAAGCACCAUGGGAAGCUAAAAGAGCAUUUGGGAACGGUGGUUGACGUGGCAGAGUACAAGGAUGAGGAGCUGCUGACGGAGUCGGAGGAGAACGACAGUGAGGAGGGCUCUGAGGAAAUGUACAAAGUGGAGCCUGAGGAGGAGAACCCCGACAAAAGCAAGGCGGCUCCAGCGGACAUCGACCAGAGAUAAUGUGAGAUAGGAGUGCAGAAAGCAAUACAUUGCUCCAAGGAUUUUCUGGUUUUAUUUUUAAUUUUUUCCUCUUUUUACUUUUUGUUUGUUUGUUUGCAUUGCGCAUGAUCCAUGUGCAAACCGAAUGAAUUCAGCAUUGCCCGAUCAGACAUCGCCUUGACACAGACACUCGAGUGUUACACUUCCUACAUUUGACUGAAGUAAUCAUUGUAAUCACAUAGGAUUAUGCCUUCAUUAAUCUUGCACUUAUGAAAGGGACAUCUAGCAAGUAAAUGGGAAGAAAAAGUCCUAUGAAAUCAAUGAAGGAAAAUUUACAACUUUGUGUGUAUAUAUAUAUAUUUACAUAAAAUAUAUAUAUAUUAAAAUUGCAUGGGACGGAACUUUACAACCUGAAAGUAUAGACUGUGAAAUGAGUUCUUUAAAGAUGAGACUUGUUUAUGUAUUAAAACCACUUCACAAUGAGUUGCUUUGGCUUUUUGAUAAACUGCCGCCUGCUCUCAGGGUGUGGUGACUAUUUUUGAAUUCCUAUUUAUUUUCUAUGUUUAUCCCUGAUUUUUUUUUUUUUUUCAUUAUUAUAUGGCUUCCUAUCUGGCAACUUGAUGGGUAAUUUUUGAGGUAUGUAUUUAAAGAUGUAAAUCAACACUGCCAAAAAAAGAAAAGAGGAAAAAAAGAGAGAAAAUGGAAAAACAAAUCAGGGCACCUUAAAAAGAAAACUAGUAAGUUAAAGUACUUUAAACACAAUGCACACUUAAAAGGAUACAGCAUGUUCCACUCUCCAGACAGUCUCCUUUCCGUAGUGAACAGAUGAAUUUUCAUGGGAUUCAAAAUGACUAAAACUGUAAUUCAGUGCAUAGAAGACUUGUCCGCUAACGAGGUCUUUAUAGAAAGAGAAGAAAGAUAACGUGUUGAGAUUUGAUGUAUGGAAUUCAUACUAUGAACCACAUUUUACUGUGGAUUUUAUUUACCUGUUCUCUGUUUCAGAUCUUAAAAUUUAUAAGCUUCCUUCUUGUUGUUGCUUUUUGUUUAUACUGAGGUGAAACACAGACACACACAAGCGUAAAGUUACAUUGGGACACAAAAUGGCACAAUCCCAACAAUCCCGUCCAGGUAAAUUGCUGACAGCCCGAGGGUUUGCGUUGCUGACUUCCCGUUCGCCCUUCUCGCCAGCCUCCCCCGUGUUUCUGGUUUAGCUGGGCUUCCUCCGUCUCACGCAUUUUGUGCCAGUGAAAUGAAGUGUUUUCAGCCGCGGGUUCCCCCAGGCUGCAGCCCCCUGUCGCAGGGUUCUGCAGUGCCCUAGCUAGCAGCCACCCCACAUAAAGCAGAGCUAAUACCGACUGACUCUUCGAUGGCAUGAGCACUAAAGCUGCAAUCUACUAUAGCGUCCACCCAUCCUGAGGCAUCGUGUCGAAAGAGACACCAAGUAGCAUUUAAGUUUCACUUCCCUGCAGUGAUUUCCAAGACAAGACCUCACCUUUGCUACUCGUGCAGCUGGAUUGAUUUCAGACGCCUGUUCAAACCGAAAUCGUAACCCUACCAACAAGGCUCCUGGCUUUUUUCGUCCUUUUUUCACAUGGGCUUUUCAUGUAACCUUGACAAAGACCUCAUGCAAUAUCACUUUGAAAGUUACUUUCUGUUUACUACACCAGGCAAUGUAAUAUAACUGUUAAUACUAUUUAUAUAUUUGAAAGGUAUAAAAGGUAGGAGUUAAAAAUGAAAAACGAACCUCUAUGUGUAGAUACUUACUCAGAACAGACAAUAUACAGGGAGAAGACGUUGCAAUACAAGCUAAUUCUAGCUGCUCAGUAACCUCUGGAGUUUUUAAGGGAUUUUUUUCAAAACUAAUGUUUGAAACAUAAGAGUAUCUCUGCAUAAAUUUCAUAUACCUUUGCAAAAUGAUGGUGGGUUGCUUACUUAAUGCCCCUUUUGCUCUUCAUCCUUUAUUUCUGUAGUAUGCUGCAGCUUUAAUCAGAAUUUCAACGGUCGCUGCUUUAUGUUUCUCUCAGAGCUACUCUUUCAAAACUGUCUUCUUAUCCUGUAGCUGAAAUCACUCCAUACAUUUGAAAGGAAACUGAAUUUUGCCAAGCUACGUAAGGUUGUUCAUCUGAUGAUGGCAUCAACAUUUGGUAUCUUUUACACUUCAACCAAAAAUUUUAUUAGGUAUUUUUUCAAUGCUGAGUCUUGCCUUUUUAUUUUUAAUUUCACUGCCAAUUUUGCAGUGGUUCUAAGUGAAUCUGUGGGCAUUUUAGCCUGUGGUCUUGCCAGAACUUUGCGAAUUACAAUGCAUAUAUGUCUAUUUAUUCAAUAUCCAUCAUAUAAUAUCUAUUUGGAGAAAGAAACUUUUCUUGUAGUGCCUCUUAACAAAGCACAAUUUUCCGCCUUUUUUGUGAAAUAAAAAAUAAAAAAAAAACAAAUUGUGUUUUAUUGCGGUAUCAACAAUGUGAAUAAGGAUUAACAUAUUGUAAAUGUUCUUUUUUCCAUGUAAAUCAACUUUAUCUUUGUUAUCACUAAGUGAUAAUUAAUUUUUAACUUAUGUGCAUUGUUAGGCUGUUAGAAUUUUUUGGUUGUUGAAAUA
Messenger RNA from Chroicocephalus ridibundus (black-headed gull), 6804 nucleotides. RefSeq names its product SATB homeobox 2 (gene SATB2). The coding region runs from base 2037 to 4232 and encodes 731 amino acids. Gene Ontology annotation, molecular function: DNA-binding transcription factor activity, RNA polymerase II-specific; RNA polymerase II cis-regulatory region sequence-specific DNA binding. Lineage: Eukaryota; Metazoa; Chordata; Aves; Charadriiformes; Laridae. Gene Ontology annotation, biological process: regulation of transcription by RNA polymerase II; chromatin remodeling. The transcript is spliced from 11 exons. The record is from RefSeq and is a predicted model, not a curated record.